Paramecium octaurelia is the source of this 493-nucleotide messenger RNA. The record is from the annotation of a GenBank genome assembly. NCBI's taxonomy places the organism in Eukaryota, Ciliophora, Oligohymenophorea, Peniculida, Parameciidae.
AGAUUUGAUUACAAACAGUUGAAAAGUUAUUAUCAUGCAUUUAGAAUGGUAAGUUUAAGCAGCUUUAAUUUUGAAAGAUCUAUAAGAUUUAAAGGCAAAAAUCUAAAAUCAUUAUUCAAAUCUAAGGAGGUUGUACAAAUAUGAGUUCCAUAUUAUCCAAUAUCAACUCAAUUAUAUUAUUUAUUACAUUUAAACAAAUAUAAACUUAAAACAAAACUCAUGUAUUGUUCGGUUUUAUUUUGUGAAGUUCAAACAUUAAUUCAAGUAAAUAUACUUGAGAAUGCUAUUUUGAUUUCCAUAAGCUCUUAAUUAUGAAUACGAAUAAUCUUUGGCAAAAAAGAUGAUUAAAUGCCCUAGUUUACUCCAAAAAUAAAGGAAAAUAUGAGUGAUGAUUUAUGUAUAAAAGUAAAGUAGUUAGAAAAAUGAAGUUAUAUGAGUUAAAUUGAUAUACCUAAUAUAAUGAAAAAAUGGCAUAAUAAACCAAUAUGUGACU